AUGUCUUUGUCCGAAAGAGACGAGGAAACUACCUUUAUCCCUCCACAGCCAUUGGUGUCUGACGCCGAGAACAAUAGACGAUACAUAUUACACUUAUCUGACAAUGAGGAUGGCGAAGUCGACCCUAUCGAAAAGAUGUACGGUCCCUUUGAGGACGCCCUGGACACAGUGCCGCCUUAUCCAAAACCCUACGCGAGACUCGCAAAAACAGCAGAGAGGAUUCGUGAGGAAGAGAUUCUAAAGUUGAGAGAAGCCAUUCGAGACAUGGAACAACAAAGGGCGCAGAAUAUGGAGAGAAAGAAGCUCAAGGAAAUCGAAAAGGAGUGGAAAGCAGUAGAAGGAAGCCGUCUGAGACGCACUCGUAUAUCAUUUGCCGAGAAUAGGGAAAGAUUGAAGGCCUUGUCAGAGCCAAUUGUGAUUGAAAGUGAUACGGAUGAUGCCAUGGAAGUAGAGGCCGUUACUGAUUCUGUUGCGGUGGCAGAAUCAAGCGAGAUACAAGAGAGUGAACAAUCAGCACACUUUGUAUCCUCAGCUGAAGACGAGAUGCAGCUUACAACCGAUAACAAUGAGGACUCUGAUAAUGACUCUUUCCAGACAGCUCAAGAUGCGGUUGAAGACAUUGAUCCCGAAAUGCAAAUGAUGAAGGACGACGCAGCAAAGAUUGAAAAGGAAGUGCACGAUCUGAACAAGGAAAUGGAGGCACGCGUAAAGCAAAAAGAAGAUAUCAAGUUGAAGUUGUUGGGAAUCAAGGUCAAGAUAUCGAUUGAAAAGAAUAGAAAGGAGCUGACAGGGAAACGAGCAGCGACGCAGGCAUCAUCUUCUCCACCGCCCAAGUUGGGUAUGAAGCGUGCAUUUACAGACGAAAACUAUCAAACUGAUCAACAUCCAUGGAGGCCGGCUCAACCUGCUAAUAACACACCUUUGGUUCCUACUCAACCCAUGGCAUUCUCACAGCAAAUACCACCGCUCAUGCAACAGCACUUUGCGCAUCCACCGCCCACACUUGUGCCAAUACCACAGCAACCUGUACCUUACCACACCGGCUAUGAUGCGACAUACAUGAACGGCCUAUCUCCACCUCCACCGCCGCCCAAUACCAUGCCACCUCCAUAUAUACCACCUCCACCCCCACCUCCACUCUCGGAUACCAUGUCAUCUGCAUAUCCGCUGAGCUACAGUAACCACAAGCGAUUCAAGCGAAAUAACGCCAAUACCACCAACAAGGGGAGUCGACAUAAGGAUGCAUGGCACACAACACCCAAACGAUUCACUGCUGCUGCUGCUGCUGCUGCCGUAGCAUCACCUUAUGCUGAUUUGAAUUCACCUAUUUCUCGCAUGGAAAACGCAGAUGAAGUGCAAAAUGCGCUUGCUCAUCUCAGUGAUUCAAUUAGUGUGCGAGUUUUUGGUGAUAAAAAGCACAAUGCCUAUUCUGCACAUGUAGAACGAAACUUACCCCGUAUUCGACGUUUGGUCACUCAAGGCAAACGUACCUUUGCAGCACCUGUUAAUGAGGCUCUUCCAGGGAACAAGACCAACAACCACCUUGUGUUUCUUUCGCCAGCCGGCUUACCUGCACAAUUGCAAAUAACCGAUGCAAGCCAUGAAAGUCCAUUUCUUGGCUUACUGUACAGGAGAUAUCAAGAAAAACCUUUCCACAGCACCAUGGAGUUUACAGUCCCCUCCAUCUUUUCAUGGAUUCCUCAGGAUGUCGACCUAAGCACGCUGUAUUCGAAUGAAUUUGAAGGCAUCCCCUUGUACGCUGAUAAACUGACAGAGACGUACAACAUGGUGUGUGAUUUGUCCAGCGCUUACCCAGGUACCGAGUUCUUGGGCGCUUUGAAAUUGGAGUUGUCCAUGUAUGUCAAUGGCCGAGAAAGCGAAACGUUCAUGCGUGAUUGUCAAGAUUGUGUGGCGCAAUACAAGGAUUCUAUUGAUGUGUUUUGGCAAAUCGUGUUGGCUGAACCAGACAGAUCAAAGCAAAUCUCACUCAUUCAAAACCAUUUAAAGUCCAUCAAGGUGUCCUCUGAUACUGUGACCAUGGUGAUUUCUGAAAAGACGACUGAGAUACUGAUCCGAACGCUGCGUUUAUUUGGACUGGGCCAAGUACUCAAUCUCGUUUCUGACGGCAAGAUUACCCGCAUAGAUGAAUCAGAAGGUGGUAUUGUUUUAUUAGAUCAGAUUCAAUAUGUAAAUGAUGAUGGCAAGUAUUUUAUUUGUAUGUCUAUUUUACACUAUUAUGUGACACACACCUUGCCUGAGGAUGUGUGUGAUAUUUGGAUAAGUACGCUUGUCAAAGAUGGAAGUCCAUCUCGAGAAAAGCCCUUGUUCACCAUUGACUGGGCAAACGCGCUCAAGAAACACCCAGUGGAUGGACCAACGCUUCGUGGCGCGACCAACAUGCUUCUGUCCAUGCUUCGAUACUUUGGAAAUGUAGCAAUAGGCAAUGUGAAUAAGAAACCAUUGUUGAUCGGUGUACUAAGUACCUUGUUUUCAUUUCUAAGUUGUACGAAAUGUUAUGAUCUCAUUGGAACAUUGGUGUUGACCCAAGUGCUGGAUUCUUCAGAUCUCGCUCGAGAUGUUGAAGACAUCAAACUGGACCUCAAAAGUAAGACGGAUACAUAA
Messenger RNA from Mucor velutinosus, 2622 nucleotides. RefSeq lists its product as uncharacterized. The record is from RefSeq and is a predicted model, not a curated record. The transcript is spliced from 4 exons. The coding region runs from base 1 to 2622 and encodes 873 amino acids. NCBI's taxonomy places the organism in Eukaryota, Fungi, Mucoromycota, Mucoromycetes, Mucorales, Mucoraceae.